UUCUCAUUAAUAUUCAUGACGUACCCAAGAGUUGCGACUUGUUCAUGUGGAUACAUUUGUGAAGCCACGGUCGGUGUGUUUACCUUUGUAUAUUAACGUGAUGUGAAUAUAUCCUUCUUCUACGCCAAAGGAAUAACGAUGUAAGAACGCCUCUCCAAAACCUCUUGACCAGAGAAAUGUGGAAGCUUCAACAUAUACUGUUUUUCAGGGACUGCCUGUCUUUUGUGUAGGAAAACUGAGGUGAACAUUUAUUAGGAAAAAAAUAUACUGAAAUAAACAUUCAUUAGUAAAGAGUGACAUCAGAAAGGAAAAUAUAAUGGCCAGAAAUUGAGAGAAGACUGGAGACAUGAAUCAACAAAAUAUCUUAAUUUGGAUUAUUUGUUGCCACAUUGUUCACAGUAUAGCUGGAGACCUCUUCUGGUGCGAUCGCGCUUCAGAUCCAUGUUUGGAAGCAAGUUCAACGUCAAUGUAUCAGGAAUAUUUGCGUUCUGAAAAUUGUCCCCCUAAAAGUGAGCAUUACUUAUGUGAUAGAUACCUACAAAUCCAAUGGUAUAAAACAGAAGAAGAUUUACUUAGUCAUUGUCCAUCACUACAUUCAUGUGGAGCUGAAUUUCCAUUGUGGAUGAAUGAGUCCCUACCAAGCGUCAGUGAUGGAAUUGUGGAUCGAACAGUUUGUAAGCGAGGAUUUGGAGAUUGUUGUGUGAAAACAUACGGCAUAAAGAUUAAGAACUGCACAUCGUUUAUGGCAUAUUGUCUUAUACCUCCUGGUGGAUGUACAGAGAGAUACUGCUUUGGCGAAAACGGAACUUGUGAAGCUCCUCCUGAAUCAAUUACUACAUCUAUGGUGGGAACCAUUACAGGUUUGACAAAUCAAACAACAAGACAUUACAGAAAAGAAGAUGAUAAUGAAAAUGAUCCAGAAGUUUUUAUAUGGAUUGGCACCUUUUCUGGAUUACUGGGUUCAGGUUCUGUAACAAUAAUUGUAGUCGUCAUCAGGAAAAAUAAAAAGGACAACAAAGUGAUAGAUAAAGGAAUAAAAAAGUCGACAAUUGUAAAUAUUCAUAUUCCUGAUACAAACUUUGACUCCAAAGAGGCAAAAAUGGAGAAAACGCAAAGUUAAACUAUAGAGUAACGCAGUUUUCCAUUUUAACUGUUUUCUUGUUUUUUCAUGAAUAGUUGCUUGUGCUUGUAUAAUAUGAAUUUUAAACCAUUUCAUUUUUUUUAUAAAUACAUCAUUUUAAGUAGACAAAAUCUUAAAUUAUAGUGAUGCGACCUU
Molecule: messenger RNA, 1276 nt
Organism: Saccostrea cuccullata (small rock oyster)
Lineage: Eukaryota; Metazoa; Mollusca; Bivalvia; Ostreida; Ostreidae
Product: oncoprotein-induced transcript 3 protein-like
Exons: 11
Coding region: 347-1120 (257 amino acids)
Source: RefSeq, a predicted model, not a curated record